This is a messenger RNA of Thunnus maccoyii (southern bluefin tuna), 1714 nucleotides long. It is a transcript of the gene bco2l, whose product is annotated as beta-carotene 15, 15-dioxygenase 2, like. Lineage: Eukaryota; Metazoa; Chordata; Actinopteri; Scombriformes; Scombridae. Gene Ontology annotation, cellular component: mitochondrion. Gene Ontology annotation, biological process: carotene catabolic process; retinal metabolic process. The transcript is spliced from 10 exons. The coding region runs from base 16 to 1452 and encodes 478 amino acids. The record is from RefSeq and is a predicted model, not a curated record. Gene Ontology annotation, molecular function: beta-carotene 15,15'-dioxygenase activity; carotenoid dioxygenase activity.
CACUGGUUUGAUGGCAUGGCCAUGAUGCACCGAUUCCACAUAUGUGAGGGCGAAGUCACCUACAGCAGCCGCUUCCUGCGAAGCGACUCAUACGUCCAAAACGCAGAGAAGAACCGCAUUGUGGUGUCAGAAUUCGGGACGUUAGCCAUGCCUGAUCCAUGCAAGAACAUCUUUGCACGCUUCUUUUCACGCUUUCAAAUUCCUAGUAUGUGUGCCACAGAUAACGCCAGUGUGAACUUUGUCAAGUACAAGGGAGACUAUUACGUCAGCACAGAAACCAACUACAUGAGACGAAUAGAUCCACAAACUCUGGAUACAAAGGAGAAGGUGGACUGGAGUCAGUACAUUGCUGUCAACUCAGCUACAGCUCACCCACACUAUGACCGUGAAGGGGCCACGUACAACAUGGGCAACUCCUAUGGCAAAAGCGGCUUUUUCUACAACAUCAUCCGUGUGCCUCCUCCUGAGGAGAGAGGGGCAAGGGACGACUCUGCAGAGCUGAAUGGAGCCAAAGUGAUCUGCUCCAUCCGUGCAGCUGAACCCAGGAAACCCUCCUAUUAUCACAGCUUUGUCAUGUCAGAGAACUACAUUGUGUUCAUUGAGCAGCCAAUCAAGCUGGACCUGCUGAAGUUCAUGCUGUACAGAAUUCAGGGAAAGAGCUUUCAUAAAGUCAUGACCUGGGAGCCCAAGUAUGAGACCAUCUUCCACGUGGUCAACAGGCAUACUGGCAAGCUGAGUGAAGUGAAAUACCGCGCGGCACCCAUGUUCACACUGCAUCAGAUCAACGCUUUUGAGGACAAUGGGUUCUUGGUUAUGGACAUGUGCUGUGGGGACGAUGGUGAGGUCAUCGGAGACUUCACACUUGAAAACCUCCGCAGAGGCUCAGGGGAGGAAAUGGACAAGUUUUACAACUCAUUGUGCAGAAACCUCCCGAGGAGAUACGUCCUACCUCUGACUGUGGAUGAACAAAGUCCUCUGGACCAAAACCUAGUCACCCUGUGUAAAUAUAAAGCCACAGCGAAGAAGACAAAAUCUGGAGAGGUUUACAUGAUCCACGAGGAGCUUUAUGAUGACGAGCUGCUGCAGUAUGGUGGCCUUGAGUUCCCACAGAUCAACUACGACCAGUACAAUGGCAGACCUUACCGCUACUUCUACUCCUGCGGCUUUGGACACGUCUUCAGUGACUCCCUGCUCAAGAUGGAUGUCCACACCAAGGAGCUUAAGGUGUGGCGUUAUCCCGGCUUGUACCCGUCUGAGCCUGUCUUUGUUGCUUCGCCCAAAGCUACUGAGGAAGAUGAUGGAGUGGUCCUGUCAGUCAUCAUCACACCCAGACAAGAGAAGAGUACUUUCCUACUCAUUCUGGAUGCCAAGACCUUCAGUGAGCUGGGCAGAGCGGAGGUCCCUGUCAAUAUCCCAUAUGGGACCCAUGGUGUGUUUAAUGAGAUGGGCUAGAUGUGCCACUGUUUGUACCUCUGUAGCAAAUUGCUGAAAUUGAACCAGCAACCAGUCACUUUAUCCACAGAACAGAGUAUCUUUGUUGAUGUCCUUACCUGUAAAACUCCUGAACUGUAAAAAAACAACAAAAGCCGGGAAAAAAAACUGCAGACUCAUGCUAUCUGUUUGUGCCUCCUUGAUAGGAGUAGGUGCAUGUCUUCGCUUUGCUGCCAUUACAGUUAGAGAGAUGGCAAUCUUUUGGAGACUAACAAGACAGUAA